Messenger RNA from Candidozyma haemuli, 1359 nucleotides. Its product is annotated as pantothenate kinase. NCBI's taxonomy places the organism in Eukaryota, Fungi, Ascomycota, Pichiomycetes, Serinales, Metschnikowiaceae. Gene Ontology annotation, biological process: coenzyme A biosynthetic process. The transcript has a single exon. The record is from RefSeq and is a predicted model, not a curated record. Gene Ontology annotation, molecular function: pantothenate kinase activity; ATP binding. Gene Ontology annotation, cellular component: nucleus; cytosol. The coding region runs from base 1 to 1359 and encodes 452 amino acids.
AUGGUCAAGCAGCUCCUCGUCGACAAUAUAGAUUUCGGCUCGGUGCCGGUGGGCACCAUCAAAAUCGACUGUCUGGGCGCAUAUAUAGCCAAUGACCAUUUAAUCAGAGGUCAGUAUGGCCUGCUGAGCUCCAGUGCUCUGCCACUGCCGCCUGAGUCGUCGGAAUCCGAAUCUGAAGAGGAGGCUGCUAGUCAGCUUCUGGCGUCGUUUGCUCAGAUGGGCGUCAGCGCUUCUACGGACUCGGUCAAUGCCCAAAACAUUGCCUUACCUCAGCAUAACUCAGACAUCAUUCACAUGAGUAUCGACAUUGGCGGUACGCUUACAAAAUUGGUCUACUUCACGUCGUCGCUGUCUGACCUGGAAGACCCGCUGAAUUCAGGCGGCAAGUUGCAUUUCCAGGACUUCCAAACGGGCAAUUUCGAGAAGGAGGCUCUUUCGUUCAUGAUACAGCUCAUUCGCAAGUCCAUCAUCAACAAGCUGAACCCGCCAAUUACUUAUGUCAUGGCUACUGGAGGCGGCGCCCAUAAGUUUUGCAAGUUGAUGGUGUCAGUGUUCAAGAAACACAAGUUCCCCAUGCAAAUUGUCAGGAAGGACGAGAUGGAGUGUCUCAUCAAAGGCCUCGACUGGCUCAUUACCAAGAUUCCCAACGAAAUUUUCACUUACGACCUUGUGGCCAACGAUAUCAAGUUCAUCACCAGUCCUUAUACCACCGAAGCACAGAUUUAUCCGUAUUUGCUCGUGAACAUCGGUUCUGGUGUGUCGAUGAUAAAAGUCACAGGCCCAGGUCCUCAAGGUUUCGAGCGUAUUGGGGGUUCUUCCCUUGGAGGAGGUACCUUAUGGGGUCUCCUUUCUCUCCUCACUGAUGCCAAAGACUACACAGAGAUGUUGGAAAUGGCUCAACGAGGCGACAACGAAAAUAUCGAUCUUUUGGUUGGUGAUAUCUACGGCACCAGCUACAACAAGAUCGGCUUGAAAUCCACCCACAUUGCAUCUUCUUUCGCCAAAGUGUUUAAGAAGCUUCGUUUCUCCAAGCAAGGCAGACCGCUUACACCAACUGAAAAGUUAGCACAGUUCAAACAGGAAGACAUUGCACGGUCGCUUUUGUAUCUGAUUUCCAAUAACAUAGGCCAGAUUGCGUACUUGCAGGCGCUUCGGUUCGACCUCAAGCGUAUUUAUUUCGGAGGCAGUUACAUUCUGGGACACAUGCAGACAAUCCACACCCUAAGUUAUGCUGUUAACUUCUGGUCCAAGGGCGACAUGAAGUCGUACUUCCUUAGACACGAGGGUUACUUGGGUAGUGUCGGAGCGUUUAUGAUGGGGCCCAACGGCGAUGUCAAUAACGGAUGCUUGUAUCAUUAG